Molecule: messenger RNA, 783 nt
Organism: Symphalangus syndactylus (siamang)
Lineage: Eukaryota; Metazoa; Chordata; Mammalia; Primates; Hylobatidae
Source: RefSeq, a predicted model, not a curated record
UCCACGACCCCACGGAGAGGCCCCUGCAGCGACCGUGCUCCGGCAGCGAAGGAGCGGACCCUGGGGUCCUCGUGGCCUGGCUGUGGACACGGAGACGCAGGACCACGGACACCCACCAUUGGCCUCCGCUGCCUGCUCAGCCAGCCGCGCCAGACUGCAUUUGGCAAUGGCUUCCCUGUGGGCCUUGGUCUGGAACCACCGAGCAAACUGCAGGCCCGAGACAGAAGGGAGAGCACGAGGAAGCAGGGAGAGCACGAGGAAGGAGCGCCUCUGCUCGCUGUGAGGGAAACGACUGGCCAAGGAGCUGUACCUCAAAGAGCUACCAGCCCAGAACGUCUAUGCGUGGCAUCACGUGAACCCCUCCACGAGGUCCACAGAUCACCAGGAAGCCCACGUCUUGGCAUGGUAACCUGGAGGAGCCUGGAGACGCAAGGUUUCAGAAUCUCAUUCGCCAUGCUGCCCAGGGACCAAGGAAGAAGGACUCAGACACAGACUGAAAACCAGGAAACUGCAUGGGACUCAGAGCCCUGUCUCAACCCAGAAUGCCCAGAUCGCAGGCUCAACCACUGCAGGGUCUGCAAUGACAUCGCUCUGUACAAGGCUCAGAUGUGGAGCCUGGGAGAAGAUGAUGGCCACCAGUGGCAUCCCAGCAGUGGACUGAGGCCCCGGAUUUCAUGCCCAAUGUGUGCACUGCCCCAAAAAAUAAAUUUUUAUGUUACUUUUGAGCCAUUGUAUAAUUUAUACCAAAACACACUCAUGAUAGGAAUCCCAAACCUAGUAUGA